Molecule: messenger RNA, 4445 nt
Organism: Bemisia tabaci
Lineage: Eukaryota; Metazoa; Arthropoda; Insecta; Hemiptera; Aleyrodidae
Biological process (GO): regulation of transcription by RNA polymerase II
Cellular component (GO): nucleus
Molecular function (GO): DNA-binding transcription factor activity, RNA polymerase II-specific
Source: RefSeq, a predicted model, not a curated record
AAUUCGCAAAAUCCGUUAGUGUUUGUUUUCGUUUUCGCGGAAUCGGGCCUUUCAUCGCCUUUUCACUCUUUCGCGUCGCUGUGUUCAAUCAUUUUUAGUUGAAUUAUUAUUCUCUGUAGCUUCAAACAAAAGCAUUGCUUACAAUCUAGUGUCAUAUAGUCAGUGUAAGUGUCAGAUAGAAUGUAAACCGGCUAUCUGUGUGACGUGAUAAAGUGCCCUUUGGAUUACCACCCUCCAUCACUUAGUUCCAGUAUACCAGCUAGCAGUUUCUUCUCAGGCACAUUAUCAGGUGCCGAUUACUUUUUUGGGCGUAAAUGUCUUGUAAUCUUAGACGAUGAAAUUUUGUUGAAGGCACCUCAUCAUCGUCGUCGAGGUACCACUCGCGACCGCAAAUAAAAUGAUGCCGCCGGAAAAUGGUGUAGAUGGAUUCGAUCCUGACAGGACCGAGGUAUUGAUUAAACAAGAGUUUAUCGGAUCGGACGAACCAAGCGCAUCCUCGCAGGAUGAACCUGAUGACUGUCCGGGAAUCGCCCGGCAACUUCAUCAGGUCAGGAAAUUGGGGGAAAAGUCAGGGAAUUUGCCUUUCUUCAAAGCUGAGGCUGACGAAUUUUUAUUUGAUGAGAAAGCUGGGGUGGUAAAGCCACAUAUUGCUGACCUGGUGUCGCAACUUCCAAAAGGUGAGGAUGGUCACUCGUCUCUCGAUGAAUCUGUUGCAGUAGAAGAGCAGCAAAAUACUUCUUAUGCUGCUGACCUUGUGUUGCAGCCUCCAGAAAGCGAGGAGGGUAAUGCGUUACAUGAUUACUGUGCCUCACUAUCAGAGCUGCACGAAAAAACUCUUGUCGAAAACCACGUGUUGCAGCAUACUGACAAUAAUGGUCAUUCAUUGCAUGGUGAAUAUACUUUAGGAGCUGAGCUACAAAGAAAUUUUCAUGUCUCUAACCAUGUGGUCCACACGACGGAAGCUUUAUUUAGCGAAGAUAGGCAUUUUUUACUGAAUGAGCGAACCGUAGCACCAGAGCAACAAAAUAAUCCUCAUAUUGCUGAAAACAUGGUACAAUUUAAGCCUGAUUUGAGUGACCGGGACGAGAACUCUUUCGGAGCAGAAUCGGAAAUUACUCUCCCGGUCCUCCAGGUGAAGGAGGAAUAUAUCGAUCACCCGAUCGAUACCGUGCGGGUCGAUUCAUUACACAGUCACAACGAUAUCAAAGACGAGCCCUUGUCGUUUUCGUUUGAGUUUAAAAGCUUCCCUGAGAGAGAUAUUAUUACUUAUGAUUCGGACAACACUAAAGCGCAGAAUAAUGAUAUUACACCUGAUCACACAGAAAUUACAUCUGAGUGCAUACUUCCUGAUACCGUAAGUGAUGCCAUUCAGGAUGUGAUUGAUUCGCCCGUCAUCAAGCAGGAAACACAGUCGAGAACAAAUUACAUCAACCAUCGAAAGCUACUUUACGUGGCUCUGGUGGAUCUUUUCCCGGAUAAAAUCCGGAAGCGUGGAGGAGCCCAUACGAACAAUUUCCCCUGCUCUUGUACUUAUUGCAAGUUGCCUUUCAUCUGCAGGUACUGCCCCGUUACCUUUAAACGACAGGCUGACUUGAACCGGCAUAUCCUGACGCACACCUCCGAACGGCUUUUCGUCUGCAACGAAUGCCCGGCCGCCUUCAGACAACGAGGGCACCUCAACAGGCACUCCCUCACUCAUACCGGCGAAAAACCUCACCGCUGCAAGCUUUGCCCGUACGCGUUCAGCCAGGGUGCUUCACUGACGAGACACAUGCAAACUCAUCGCGGAGAGAACCCCUUCACCUGCAACCAGUGCUCCUCCUCUUUCAACCGAGCGGACAUCUUGAAGUAUCACCAGGCGCUCCACACUAACGGGAAGCUUUUCACGUGCAACGAUUGCUCCUUUACAAUCAAUCGGAAGGUGAACUUGAGAAAGCACAUGAAAGUCCAUCAUGGCCAACAACCGAGCGGCUUGGACAAAAACUCGCAUCAUGACCAAAAACCACACAGUUGCAACACCAAUCAUGAUCCACCAUCAAAUCAUGAUCAAAAACCACACAGUUGCAACACCAAGUCUCCUCGUGACCAAAACCCCCGCAUUUCCAACAUGAAAGACACGAAAACAAUGAAUUCUCGCAAACCCUACAGUUGUGACUUAUGCUACGCGUCCUUUAAGAACGAGUCCCUUCUGAAGAGACACUCCGAGACGCACAACAACGAGAAACCCUUCUUCUGUACCUCCUGUCCCGCCUCUUUUAAGAGGAAAGGCGAUCUGGUGUACCACGCAAGGAUACAUACUGGCGAGAAACCUUACCGUUGCGACCAGUGUUCCGCCUCCUUCAACCGGAGCAGCAACCUCCAGUCCCACAUCCGUUUGCACAGUGGCAAGAAGCCUUUCAGCUGCGGGCACUGUUCCGCCUCCUUCAGCAUCAAGCAUACUCUCGAGCGACACUUGCUCAGCCACACCGGGGAGAAGCCGUUCCGUUGCCAGGAGUGCUCCGCCGCCUUCGGGAGGCGCUGGAGUCUAACGCAGCACAUGCGCAUUCACACCACGGGCAGGAGGCCGUUCGUCUGUCAACAGUGCUCGGCCGCCUUCUCGGAGAAGACGAACCUGCGGGGGCACAUGAGGGUGCAUGCGGGGAAGAAGGAACAUCAGUGCGACCGCUGCUCCGCCUCCUUCAGCAGGGUGUGCCACCUGGAGAUGCACGCGGCCGUGCACAGUGGGAAAUCGUCGUUCGCUUGCGACUUUUGUUGUGAAACGUUCGUGCUCAAGGCCAAUCUCCGAAGGCACAUUAAGAUCCACGUCGGCAUGGAGCCGUUCAAGUGCGACGUUUGCUCCGUUGGCUUCUGGAAAGAAUCGCUGCUGGAGAAGCAUUAUUCGAGCCAUGGUGGCUAGGACCAAGACUGGACGGGGUUCAUCAGGAGCCGAAAAAUUCAAGGAAAUCUGUGCCGGAAACUGGGGCUCUCUUCUUCUACCGCUUAGAGACCAUUACGUUUUCGAAUAUUUAAGCAAUUUUAAGUACCUAUUUGUUAUUGAGGUUAAUCUUUAUUGCACUUAACCCGCCAUUAUUACCCUUUUUAAAUGUUUGAUUCUUUAAAUCAUCAUCAUGAAGUUUUGAUUGACAAGAUAAUGUAAAUAUCAGGAACGCUUUAAAAUUUAAAAUUUGAAAACGCGGCAAAGAAUCGAUUAAAAAUCGAUUUUCUGAAUUGCAUAAUUUUCCCCAAAAAAUUCCUGGGGAAAUGAGAGCAAACACAGGUUUCUCUUUUGGAUAUGAGCACCUGAAAAUCAGGGGAAAAACAGCUUUAAGCAGAAAACGAGCUUGAUCAAACCAAAGUGGAAAUACAUCUAUGGCUUAAGUGCAAAGCCACGUAUCUCCGUUUGUAACGUAGCGGACUUCCCGUCAUAUUUGAUAUUUUCUUGGUAAUCUAGUUAAUGUAAUGUCUUGAAACCUUCCUAGAUUUUUCUUCUAUAUUCGCGGAAUGUUUAGUAUAAAUAUCAAGUAAUGAUAUUGCAUUUUAUGCUUCAAAAAAAUUAACUAGGAGCGGAUAUUUUAAAACACCAUAUUGGAGUUUCAUGGUUUUGCACUUCGGCCAUCAACAUGCAUCUCGGUUGCCAAGGCUUCUGGUACAAAAAUUAACUUCGUUUGUACGUUAGUAAAUUGUCAUGCAUGAAAUACACUUCAGCUAGUAUGGGGGAAAAGCCAUGCGCAGGAUCUUUCCUUCCUUCAAACACACAACUCUGGAUUAACCAAUUUGAUGAUCGCUAUUUGAUACACAAAUUGUUCAGGGGCUUCACCAAGCAUAGAGUAGAAAAUAUGUAAAAUUGAUCAAAACCUAAGAAAGUCAAUUGAAUAAUGAUAGUUCAGUAUGUGAGUCCGAGCAUUUUCACAAUAAGCACAAGAUCCUAUCUGCAGAGGCAGUGGAAAUUCGUCAAACUUUCAUUCUUCUACGAGCGAAAUUAAUAAAAUAUUCUCUUCAAUGUCCGUGUGAAUUUCUUUUUAGUGCCAGAAACAUGCAACGUUCCUCAACCAGCACAUCUAAGACAUCACCUUUCCUGACUAAACCCGGGAAAAAAAUUGCGAUCGAUAAGUUACCAAAACUGUGUGAAUAAAAAAUAAAACUUAAAAAUAGAGACCAUGACCAUGCGUACGUAUCAAUAUGUAUGUACGUGUACAUUUGUUUUUGUGCAAUCGUUUCAAAAACUCUUUUGACACCUUCUUGUUAUUAUCAACCAUAGUUUAUUAUUCUAAAUCUUUUCUGUUCUCUCUAACCGAAAAAAUCUUUGAUUCUACGUUAAAAAUAUUGCAGGUUUUAAUCACUAUACAGGGCGAUUCAAAAGUUCCGCCUCGCCAUCACCAGGCAUCACUCCUGUAACUUUGAACCGUUCCAAGAUAGAGACAAAGAAUUUUGUGAGUGUCCCUAGGUAAAAGGAAAUUACUUUUGGC